Messenger RNA from Epinephelus lanceolatus (giant grouper), 6136 nucleotides. RefSeq names its product solute carrier family 71 member 2b (gene slc71a2b). NCBI's taxonomy places the organism in Eukaryota, Metazoa, Chordata, Actinopteri, Perciformes, Serranidae. Gene Ontology annotation, molecular function: transmembrane transporter activity. Gene Ontology annotation, biological process: transmembrane transport. The record is from RefSeq and is a predicted model, not a curated record. Gene Ontology annotation, cellular component: membrane.
CAGUUAAAUUACAAUCAGGGCAGGCAGAGGAAUUUGGGAGGAAAACGAAAGCCGCCCCCUUUUUCCUUCACAGUUUACCGCUCCGUUAACACCGUCGAGUCUCCGGUUGAGGUCCAUGUUAGCACAGACACAUAGUUACAGCUGACACCGCGGGACACGCUGGAAGAGACGGGGACACCUCCGCAGGAUGCCGAGCACCGUGCACGUGAAGUGAAAAUCGUUUCGGCAAGAUGUGAGAUGAACCGGGAGAAGACAGCGACCGAGGCCAACGACAUCAUGUUGGUCCGGAGCUCGCACGGCCGAGGCCGAGCCAGAGUGACUCAUGCGGUGGUGGUGAUCUUCCUGGAGUUCUUCGCCUGGGGGCUCCUGACAACGCCCAUGCUAACCGUCCUCCAUGAGACGUUUCCUCAGCACACCUUCCUGAUGAACGGCCUGGUUCACGGGGUGAAGGGCUUCCUGUCGUUUCUGUCGGCUCCUCUGAUUGGUGCUCUGUCAGACAUCUGGGGCAGGAAGUCCUUCCUCCUCAUGACGGUCUUCUUCACCUGCGCCCCCAUCCCCUUCAUGAGGAUCAGCCCCUGGUGGUACUUUGCUCUGAUCUCAGUCUCAGGGAUCUUCGCUGUGACCUUCUCGGUGAUCUUCGCCUACGUGGCCGACAUCACAGAGGAGCACGAGAGGAGCACAGCCUACGGACUGGUCUCAGCGACCUUCGCGGCCAGCUUGGUGACGAGCCCGGCCAUUGGGGCCUACCUGUCCUCACAGUACGGCGACAGUCUGGUGGUCCUGGUCGCCACGGUGAUCGCCGUUACCGACAUCGCCUUUGUGUUCUUCGUGGUCCCCGAGUCGCUGCCAGACAAGAUGAGACUGACGUCCUGGGGCUUCCCCAUCUCCUGGGAGCAGGCCGACCCGUUCGCUUCUCUGCGUCGUGUUGGCAAAGACACCACAGUGCUGCUGAUCUGUGUCACAGUGUUCCUGUCCUACCUGCCUGAGGCCGGACAGUACUCCAGCUUCUUCCUCUACCUGAAACAGGUGAUCGAGUUUUCUCCUGCAGCCAUUGCUGCCUUCAUCGCCAUGGUGGGAAUCCUCUCCAUAGUCGCUCAGACUCUGUUCCUCAGCGUGUUGAUGAGGACCAUAGGUAAUAAGAACACAGUUCUCCUGGGUCUGGGCUUUCAGCUCUUCCAGCUGGCCUGGUACGGCUUCGGCUCCGAGCCAUGGAUGAUGUGGGCAGCAGGAACUGUAGCAGCCAUGUCCUCCAUCACCUUCCCAGCAGUCUCUGCUCUGGUGUCGCACAGUGCGUCACCUGACCAGCAAGGUGUGGCCCAGGGGAUGAUCACAGGUAUCAGAGGUCUUUGUAAUGGUUUGGGUCCGGCUCUCUACGGCUUCAUCUUCUUCCUCUUCAACGUGGAGCUGAACGACAUACAGCCGGUGCCAGGAAGGACCUCACAGAACACAGAGAAGUCUCUGAUCCCCGGCCCUCCCUUCCUGUUUGGAGCGUGCGCCGUCUUGUUCGCUCUCCUCGUCGCCAUCUUCAUCCCCGAGCACCACCGACUGGCCGACGUCAAGACCUGCUCCGCCCGCAAGUCCAGCAGCACCUCCUCGUCCUCCUCCGCCGCACACGCUCAGAACUCCAGCCCUCUGGCCACGCCCACCAGUGAUGCGGAGGACAUCGAGCCUCUCCUACAGGACAGCAGCAUGUGACUGACAGCCGGCCCGGCCAUUCACAACACUGAGGCCGUUAGCACUGUCUGCUAAGCCCCGCCCCCUUCAGAGUCAACCGUAUUCAGCUUUUAUUUUUUUAUUUCUUCAGACUGUUGAGAUUAAAGAGCCAGAGCGCGUUAGACGGCAACCACGCUGACGACGUUUAUUUAUUCUCUUCGACACGUUUGAUCAGUUCUGGUUUCUUUAUGGGUUCGUGUUCAGACGGAGAAAAUAAAAUGGCUUCUUCAUGGUCCUUCUUUUCUUCUGCUGUGACCUUAAUCUUUGUCAUCGCUGUUGUCCGCCACAGCAGCAACAGCGUUUAUUUUACUAAUAAAUUCUAACCUUUUUUUUUUUCCAAUUUUAAUCACAUUCUGCGUCAUUGUUUUAACUCCUGAAGCCAUCUUUAGCACCUGCCCAGGUGUGUUGGUGCAGGUGUUACCAAAGGGCUUUACGUCGGUCACCGCUGCAGGAUGUUUGUCACCAGAACCCCGUUAAAGUAAGAGCUGCUGUUUAGUGCCAAACAGAUAAACUCAGUGUUCAUGUCGGAUCCAAUCGCUCUUCACUGAAGUAGGAAAUGUGAUUUCAGGCCUUUUAGCAACAAAACAAACUAUUAACUGCAGAUAGAUUAAUGUGUUCUCCCUCCUGAACGCCAUGUUUACAACUCAAAGCAGCGUCAUGGAAUUCGUAAAACAAAACGACCUGAUUUCAGACAUCGAACCAAAAACACACUGACUUUGAGACGAGGGAACAGGAAAUGCUAACAUACUAAUUUCUGUGUUUUAGGACUGAUUCCUGCAGCGCUCUAUAAUCUUAAAACACGUCUAAUGUUGCACAGAAUAUGAUCCUUGUGUCACUAAUUUAAAAUCCAGAGCUGCACUGCGACAUCGUUCACUAGUCUCAUGUGACUGUAGCUGGUGUGUGCAGCUAGUUGAUGGCGUAAGUGUCUAAUGUGCACGUAAAGCUAGCGAGCGCUAACAGUUUGCUGAUCCACACAUGCCUGUUAAGUAUGUGUUUAAUAAUGUACGGCUGCCAAACCACAAAUCUAAUACACGGCUCAAGAGAAGCUCAACAGAGAGGAGACCCAAAACAAAACACAGAGUGAUUAAUGGAGAGAAACAUGAAAUAAAAUAAAUGAUAUAAUAUAGUCGUGUUUUCUGAUGAAAGUCAGUUUUUAGAAGAGCAGACGGACCGUGCAGUGUGAUCAAAUCUCGUUCAGCAGGUGUAGAUACAUGACGGGGAUGUCUCGUGAAAACUAUGCUGAGUUACUCUGACGUACGUUGAGUUACUCUGACGUACGCUGAAUUACUCUGAGGUAAAACGCACCAUGAACUGCUUUUUGUCCGUUUAACAGUUUCUGAAAUCCAUCAGUCUGGUUGCCGUCUAAACCCUCUGGAGUCAGUUUGCCUUCCCUCUGUGUGCUUCACCCAACUCCACCUGUCAGGUCUGCAGAGGUCAGGAGAUCAAAAGCUCCUCGCUGUUCGGCACCAGCGGGGAGGUGGAGGUGCGUUGGGUUCACUGCACAGCUGACACCAAGUGUCCCCAAAACUACGGACUGUUGUUUUACCUGAAACUCUUCAGCAGGACGGAGGCACCGGAGAGAGGACGGUGAGGUCAGAGCUGCUCGGCAUUGUGGGAUGUGAUGCAGGAGGGAUGAUGGGAGUCGCCUGUUCCUCUGUUGUCGCCGUUUAUAUUUAACCUCCGCAGUACCGACUGUUUUUACUCUGGAUUUUAUUUUAAUUUUUUUAAUGUCUGCAAAACAACGAGACUUGUGGAUAUACAGUUACCAUGACAACGGACCGUCACUCACACUGAGCAUGUGCAAGCUCGGGCCGGCUGUGACGUCAUCGUCCUCUCCUGCUGAGUGUUUUCAUACUUGAGGACAAAAACUAGAAACAUUGAUAUGUUUAUGAAAUUAUUUCAGACAGUGUGAAGUGCUUAUAGAGGCGUUCAUACGGAGCCCGGCGGCGUCACGGAGAAGAGAAAGAAAUAUAAUUUCUAAACACGAUUUACUGACUCCUGCUCUGGCUCAAAUAUCAUGUUAUGUAUUUUAUGUCCUCCUGUGAUGCAGAGGGCAGGAAACACCUGCAGUCAGACUGAUUUUAACGAAGCGCUCCAGUCUUUAUGAGCCACGUGACGUCCACAGUUCUCCUGUAAAAUGUGUUCAAUGGAUCUGAAAGACGCAAGCGUUGUGUUUUACAAACAGAACCUGAAGUAUCUCCACAUAUCUGAGUCUGAAUUAAAUCCAAAAGUUCCAGAGAGACAGUGAAGGAAUUGCACCUGGCGAUACUGACGACAUGAAGCUCAGUAGUUUUUGUCUCCAUGGCGUCUCCGGGCUCCGUGCGCUUUAUUUAUCUCACUGGAUCAUAUCUCAGUAUCACAUCUAUCGAUGUUUCAUCUGUUCUUCUUGUGUUUGAAUACUUGAAGUGUUUCGAGCCUGUCAGUUAUCUUCAGGCUCCUCCUCCUCCCGCCGCCCACCUGACACCGUGCAGGACGAAUCAAGACAUAGUUUGAACAUUUGUUUCUGAUCGUCACCUGUGCCAUGAACGUUCUGUUCUCGUCGUCUUCAGUCUGAGUUUUAAACCACGGGAACGUUCGGGGUUCGAGGGUCGGCGGGUCGUUGAGAACCAAAUGGUGCCAUUCUUCUUCUUCUUUUGCCUUUUUUUGUUUUUAGAUGUUUUUUAAGAGGUCAAACCACAUGUUUCCAAAAACAACCCACCCUUCCCUCCUCAGUCUGAGCUGGUACUGUGCUGUUGCCAUAGCAACGGGUUUGUUACUGUAUUUACGCCAAACUUUACCUGGCUGUUCAGAACGGAGACAAGAUGGCCGACAGUUUUCUUCUCUGGUUAAAGAUGAAAUUACCAGACCCCAUGUCACACCUCACCUCUCACCCAGUGCAUGCUGGGACAGGCUGUGGCCCCCAGUGACCCUGAGUGGAGCGGACCUGAGGUGGUUUCUCAUGUUUUAGUCUGCUGAUUGAUUUUCUCCUUACUGUUAAAAGAAGUCGAGAACGGCCGUGCUUGGGAUUAUUUUUCAGAUCCCAUUAUCUUCAGAUCACAACUUAUUUUGUUAUCUUGAGAAAACCAAAAAGAGGUUUUUGUUUCUAACGACGUAACUUCAGCAAACAAACUUCACAUUUAACCCCCGAAUAACUCGAGUUAUGAAUCGUCUCGACCAUCAUGACGGAGAUCUCAAAGGCUGAAUUCAGGUGAUAAAAUGAAGCAGAUACUCAGUGUAGAGUUGUCAGUAAUCAUCUUGUGAUCUCGAGAAAACAAAAGUCUCUUUCUGGUGAUAAAUGUCGUCCUUUUGUUUUCUCAAGAGUCGACAUAAAUGAACCCAUCAGGUCCAGAAGACAACCUUUGUGAUCUCCAGAUAACACUGUACCUGCAGUUAUUUGCAAAGAAUAACUGCAGGUACGCCGUCCCCGUAGAGAACAUCUGCAGAGACUUCAAACAUCACUAAACUCAGAAAUAAUUACAGAUUAUUUGGAUCCCUGUUAGCUAACGUCCGAGCAUCAGCUUGUCUCCGGCGGUCUGACAUAUAAAUCUCACAAUUAAACAUCUCCAUGUUGGAUGAUGUUCAUAGUUUCCAACAUGAACCUGAAUGUAGCAUCAGUGUCGUCACAGCUGCAGAAACACCUAAGCGUCCUGGUGUUGAUGAUGAUGAUGAUGAUGAUGAUGAUGAUGAUGUGCAGCUUCAUGAAGCACAAUCAUGUUACAACCAGAGUGGAUGUGUCUGAAGAGUUCUAAAAUUCAGUCUCCUCAUCUUUAAAACAUGAAGUAUUAUUUUAAAUUUAGCUCCGUCAGCUCGUCUGACUUUUGUUUUUAAAAACCAAACUUUUAAUCUUUAAUCUCGAGUUUGAUUUUUUUCUCAAAGAUGAUGUCAAAAACAGGAAGUUGGACCUACAGUAUAUUUUUCUACAGUCAGUCUGAAGCCCUGCAGAGGCGUUGACUCAAUGUCCCAGAAUCCACUGCAGUGUUAGAGACAACAUCCUGUUUGUUCUGAUCCUGUCUCUGCUCUUUGUGUCGCUGAUGUGUUCACGUCCCAUCGGAAAGUUUCAUCACUUCAUUUAUGAAGGUUGAUCCUGCGUCACGUUGGAGGAUAACUGGGAAGUUUUGGCCUGAUUCCAAAGUGAAGAGUUUCUGAUUCAAAGCUGGUCUGAACAGAUGAUCUGUGGUGUGAGGCGUUUACAGACGUCCUCUAAAUGUUACUGACUGGAUCAGAGACUCACUGAUUUUAAAUGACUUUAUGACUUUAAAUCCUGUAGUGUGAAAGAAGGAGCGGUGGAAUAUUGAUCACUCAGUCUGUUUCCAUGACGACAGAGAAAACUGAUUUAUAUAAAUCCCUGUAAACAUGUCAGUGUGAGUGAAAUGGUCCUGCAGUGAAUGUGUCACAGUGGGACUAACACACCCAGAUCAUGUGACUCCUGCAUGUAUACCGUUAA